Messenger RNA from Ostreobium quekettii, 1086 nucleotides. NCBI's taxonomy places the organism in Eukaryota, Viridiplantae, Chlorophyta, Ulvophyceae, Bryopsidales, Ostreobiaceae. The record is from the annotation of a GenBank genome assembly.
AUGCCAAGUGGAACAAAACCGUCUGUGUUGGUCAUAGGCGGUGGACCCGGCGGUGUUUCGGUCGCACGCCAGCUGUUCAAUGUGGCGGAUGUUACUGUCGUCGAUCCAUCACCAUAUUUCGAGGUUCAUUGGGGUUGCUUGCGUGCAGUGGUGGAACCCGCUCUGGCCGACAGGAUGCUGGUGCCUUAUGAGUCAAUCCCGCGGCUGGGGACGUUUGUGAACGGCAAGGUGGCGGAGCUCGGCGAAAAGUCUGCCAAGCUGUCUGACGGAACCGUCCUGGACUUUGACUAUGCCGUCGUUUGCACUGGUUCGGGGUACGGCGACGCCGUGGUGAAAGCCAGGCAGGCGUCGCUGGCGGAGAGGAAGGCUACCAUCCAAGAUGCGUAUGCGCGCAUUGUGGCAGCAAAAAGCGUGUUGAUUGUUGGUGGAGGCCCUGUGGGAGUGGAGCUGGCUGCAGAGAUCCUGACUGACUUCCCCGGACAAAAGACAGUCACCUUGGUCACCAGCCAAGAUACUCUUCUUGCGGGCAAUGCACCUCGAUUGGGAACCAAGGCUAAGCAAUGGCUUGAGUCGAGGGGCUGCAAGCUCAUUCUGGGGGAGCGGGUGAGCAAGGGGCCACCCUUCACACUGGAAAAUAGUGGAGAGACUCUGGCAGCUGAUGUCGUGUUCUGGUGCACUGGCACCAAGAAGACCACCGAGUACAUGGUUGCAAACUUUCAGAAUAUGUUGGACGACUCUGGCCUCGUCAAGGUCGAUGAAUUCCUGCGUGUGGAGGGCAAGGAGCACAUUUUUGCAGUUGGGGAUUGCAACAAUGUGAAGGAGACCAAGCUAGGGUACCUGGCAAUGGCACAAGGAGCAGCUGUUGCAAAGAGCAUUCAGGCCAUCAUCAAGAAAGGCUCUGGCCAGCCCAAAUUGCAGAAAUGGGUCCCUGGCAAGGGAAUUGACCUGAUGGUAGUCACCUUUGGCAGAAAAAUGGCCUACAUGCAAGUAAAAGGAAUUGUUUUUGGAGGUUUUCUGCCAACGAAGCUGAAAUGCAAGGAUGUCUUUGUUGGAAAAACACGAAAGGAUAUUGGAAUGCAAGCCUGA